Messenger RNA from Capsaspora owczarzaki ATCC 30864, 2776 nucleotides. RefSeq lists its product as hypothetical. The record is from RefSeq and is a predicted model, not a curated record. NCBI's taxonomy places the organism in Eukaryota, Filasterea, Ministeriida, Capsasporidae. Bases 1 to 2463 code for a protein of 820 amino acids. The transcript is spliced from 4 exons. Gene Ontology annotation, molecular function: protein binding.
AUGAGCAACGACGACCCCGCCACUACGUUCGGAGUCGCCUCGUACGCACCGUCGCCCGAAGCCGCGGCCACCAACGCAGCCAUGGGCGAGCAAAUGCUGUUGCACGCAAUCCACCAGGCGCGAAGGGGCGCUCCUCCUGCCAUGCCGCCAAUGCACAUGCACAUGCCCGCGCCAACACCGCCUGCACCGCCAAUGCCGAUGGCUGCUGCCAUGAUGCUCAACAACAUGCCGCCCAUGAUGCCAGGCGUGCCUCCAUUCAUGUCGCCGGGGAUGAUGGCUGGCUACCCCUACUACGCAGCCCACAGCCCGUCGGCUUCGGCGACCGCGAUGAGCCCGCCCGUCUUUUCGGGCGGUUUCGCAGGUGCCGCCGCUGCCAGUCGACGCGGAAGUGGUGCAAUGGGACACUACGAAUCGUCUGCACCGACGUCCGGCCCCUCCACCCCGGCGCCAAUCCCCGCCAACAAAACCCCGUUUGGCUAUCCGCUCGCGCUGCUCAGCUCUGUCGCAGAACACCACGCCGGAUCGCCGUCGUACAUGCCGCCAGAUUCGAUGGGCCUGGCCGCAGCCAGCCCGUCGCUCGAGUCCGUCUACAAUGCAAUGACACCAAACACGCUCGCCUCCUUCAACGACGCCACAAGUGAUACCAAAGAUUUUCGCCGGAACGACAACAUGUCGCGCCAGAGUUUGUCUCAGUCCACAAGCGUGCCGGCGCCGCCGCAGCCACGAGCAGCGCACCCAGCAACAGCGGCGCCGCCCACUAGUAGCAGCAAUCGCGGUGGUCGAAAAUCCACCGCUGCAGCAGCCGCAGCAGCAGGUUCGGCUGCGGCUCCUCGCGGCGGCUUUGGAGCAACAAACCGAUUGGGUGCCGCCGCUGCACGUGCUGCCGCAGAUUCGCAAGACGACCCGUCGCCACCACCAGAAGUUUCUACCGACGACAGUCGGCGGCGUGAGCGCAAUCGACGGGCGGAGAAGCACCGCCGCGAGACGCACCAAAAGCUCAUGAUUGACGACGACGUUGUUGCACAGCUUCGUGGUCUUCGAACUUUUCUAUGUCGCACGAACAGCGAGACCCUGCAGACUGUUCUCGAGUUUUUCAUGCAAUUCGGACCUUAUUCAUUUGACGAGGAGUUCAUCAACUUUUUUGCACGAGCAGAUUUGACUGCCGUCACGGAAAUGGCCGCCGAGUUUGCCACAGAUGGCGCCAUUGACGAUUUGCAUCUCGACGAUCCAUUGGCGAGCAUCUUGAUCGAAGCAAACAAGUACGAGUUUGUCACACUUCCAGCAUCGCUGGAAAAGACACGACCGUUGUGGAAGGCGGGCGACUUUCAAGGCAUUUUGCGAACCACAGAUUCGGCCCUGUCCCACGCGUUGCGCCACCAAACAAACCUCACUCUGGAUGAGCGCAUCAUUACUUGCGACUUGAUGCUGGUGCGCGCAGAGGCGUGGUGGAAGUCAGGCCACAUUGAGCAAGCGAUGAGCGAUUGCCGAGCUGCGCUUGUGCAUGUUGCCAAUCUCUUGUCCACCGUGACCCUUCCUGGCGAGGCGCCGACGCCGUCCACAGUCCCUGGACUGCACGACUUUUCCUUUGAUGACGACGACUUCUUGCGCCCUUCCGAGCAGCUUCAGCCGCCAGAGCCCACUCCUGUCGCAUCGCAGCCAUUCCACAAGGCCACCGAGCGCCAGACCGGCUAUGUCGGCCCUGCCUCGUCCAUUGGCAUUACCCAGAGCGCGCCGCUCGACGCACCCAUGCUCUCGUUGCAAGAAAUGCCGUCGCUGCCGAAAACCCGAUUUGGCGCCUCCUUCCUCGAGAUUCCCGGGUAUGCUGCUGUUGUGAUGGCCUCCCGCGAGCAGCUCCAGGCCAUUCAAACGCUCGAGGUCCGCUGCGUGCACCGCAUUGGCUGGCUGUACCGCAUGAUGCACAUGCUCGUUGAGGCGCGGCACUGGCUGAGCAAGGCGCUCGAGCUGUGGACGGCAAUGCGCCACUGGCGCGGUGUCACCAUCACGCUUGGUGCACUUGCCGACGUGGCGAGCAAGGCUGCCAAGCGUGCCAUGAACGUGGACGAGCUCGCCAAGGCCGAGCGACUUGGCCGUGCAGCGCUCAAGCUGUCCAUCCGCGAGUUUGGCCCCAAGCACUUUGAAACUGGCAAGCUCCUCAAAAACAUUGGUCUGCAGCUGUACCGAACCGCCACCGUCCUCCAAUCGCAAAAGAAGCAGGACAAGGCACACGCUGCGCUCUUCCUCUCCACGCAGCACCUCUUCUGCGGGUUUUUGAUUUACUCGCGCUGCCUCGGCAUGAUGCACGCCGACACCACCAAAAACUUUGACAAGCUUCGCCGCUCGGUUCUUGCGCUGCAGCAACACGACCAGAGCACUGGUGGCUCGCAGUCGCUUGUCAUCCCGGACAUUAACGACGACGAAGUCCUGGACGAGAUGCAAGCGUUUUUGUCAACCUCCCGCCGGUAGAACAAGCCGUGUCCGCUUUCGAGGCCAUUGAAUGUUGUGCGAGUGCAUCCACAAGAGCAAGGUCAUCGAUCGCAUUUCGGAUUGCCAAAACAAAAACAAAAAAACAACAACAAAAACCAACAAACACACAAAACCAACAAAAAAACCAACAAAAAAACUAUCAGACCUGGCCAUACAGUACUGCUGGCUCCAACACCCAGUGUGGUGCAGGAGCAUCACGAGUAUGAUGAUGCUUGGGACUUUUGUUUGAACUUUUAGUGAAUGGUGCAAUUUUCCGCAACUGUAUCAACAUGAACAGAACUUGAGAUUUGAA